Molecule: messenger RNA, 12076 nt
Organism: Dermacentor andersoni
Lineage: Eukaryota; Metazoa; Arthropoda; Arachnida; Ixodida; Ixodidae
Source: RefSeq, a predicted model, not a curated record
UUUCUGAAUGUUUGGACACAGUUAUGCCAAAAAAUUUUAAGCUAAGUUUAAGCUUUGGUAGGUGAAAGGAGCGCAAACAGCUCUGCUCUUUCAUCAGUCUUCACGACGUUAAGUCUGUGAUGCUGGCCCAAAUCUUUUUCCUGUUACGCGUGCGCUUCCUGGCACCGACGCAGAUCUAUAGACUGCAUGGAGGACCGUGAUAGACCAUUUUAUUGAGGGCGCCACCAUUUUACGAUCACAGCGCCGUCUAUCGUCCGGCGCUAUGCUGGUAUGUGGGAUCGCGCUGGAGGGUGUACGGUGAACAUGCCGUUGACGACGAGUGGCAAGUUUUCGCGCUUUCCCGAGAGGUGUCAACAAGUUGCUUGGAUUGGGAAAUUUAUUAGCAUUUCGUCGCAAAGCUUGUAGCUUAGCUGCAUUAUCGAAUGGCAACGGGCCUAGAGGCGCUCCCACAGCUCUGCCCACAAUCGAAAUGGAAGGCAAGUCAAGUAUGAAUAUUGUCGAUAUAUAAUGUGUACAUGUAACGUGUUAUUACUGUAUGUCUAGCCUUAAAUUUUAAGGUAUCACUUAGGACGACAACAAUUUGAGAUGUCUCCAUGUGUAAUGCGGUGUGCCGCACCAGCGUCCAUCCCAAUCCAGGUAACUGUGAAGCUUGGAGGAAACACAUUUUGCUAGCUUUCAUGCUCCUAAAAUUUUCACGCCACAAUAUUCUAAACAUUGCUUAUCUGGCACUCGGGUAUCUAGCUUUACACAAUAAAGAACUGUAAAAUAACUCGAUCGAAAGGGCUGUUAACAUUGAUAAAAUGAGCUUGUGAUAGUGGCCACGAAUAUGCCACGAUCAACCAGAUGCAUGCGAUGCACUCAAACAUUAUGUGCCCUCUUAGGUCUCAAAUGGUGCCUGUGCGUGCAAGGGCACCUCACGUACUCGAGAGAUCUGAAUAACGAACAAUUACUCUUUGCAACAGCAACUUUAUUUUUUGCACUAAAACAGCACAUGACGAGCGGUGUUGACAGAUUGCCGGUGAGAUUCGGAAGCACGGGAGAGCCUUUGUGAACUAGGGCCAGCGCGCACAUGGUAGGCAUGGCUUUGGUUACAGAAUGGAAAAGAACACACCUUCAUUUUUAGUCGGCAUGUAGUUUUCAUAAUACAUCCUCGGUCAACUUCCGCCAGAACAUUCGUUGCGAAGCAUGAUAAUCUUAGAACACGUUUGAACAGAAUAAGUUUAAUGUGCGUGCACGAAGAAAUAGUUAACUUCAUCCAUUCGCCAUAAUUGACCGACUCGAACACGCACCUUUCUUUCACAUCGCAGUUUGAUCAUGGGUGCCGAGUUUGUCGCCGUGCGCUCACUGGGAACAAAACCUUCCGAACAUACACACGAUGGCAUCAAGUUCUUUCUGUUUAUGCUGGCAAUACAAAUUGGACGCUUCUUUGAUAUCCCAGCGGCGGUGUCCAUGAAGUCGCUGUGGCUGAAGAUGCACCUCACGCUUGCCAGUGUCUCCUGGCAUGUGCAAACGAAACUCGCCCUUGAUCCCGGACCACGACCUACGAGAUCUGGUUCUGUGGCAGAAGCCUUUCCCCGACCACGGCCCAAUCAUUGCCGCAAACAGGCAAUGAUUUUUGCAGCCCAGUACAGCAGAGUGAUAGCCUGUCAACCUUGAGUCAUCUGAUAUCGCAAAAAUCCCAGACAGAACAUGUUAUAAUGGCACUAAUUUCGCAAUUAAACUGCUACCUUUCCAAGCUGCCGCUGGGAGAAAACAGAAUCCGAACAUACCAGUGCGAGGAGGAAAGCGGCACACUGUAUCGAGGCUACAUUUCUCCUCGCCGAUAAAACGGUCUAUAGCUACAUGCAAGAUAUUAUUACCUGCACAAUACAUGUAUAUAUACUUCUGCUUGUCUGUCACCAAGGGCUGCAGCGUAAGCACUUUCACAGCUUUCAAUCAUGCAGCCGAGACAUUUAUCGGCUGGAGAGGGUCACGGCGAGAGGAGCAUGAAAUUUCUGAACUCUGACAAUGCAUCAUUCGAGUACCUCUGAAAGGAGCCAUUUUUGAAAAGGCAACAAAAAAAAGAGACAGAGGCUUUCGAACAGCUGCACAAGGUUGAACGGACAUCCCCCACAUCGUGCCAUUGAAGAUAUACCCGAUGCAAUCGCAGGGCAAAGCAACCACUUCGUCCCAUUGCAGCCAUCCUGAGCAGCGAAAAAAGCAAUCCAAGAGUCGUGCAACGCGUCUCAGUUUCAGAUCCAGCAAAAGCUUAAACCCAUACGUAGCAGUCAUAGCGGUCAUAGAGCACGCAGCAAAAGAAAGCUAUCCGAGAGUUCGACACAUCUCAGUUUCAGAUUCAGCGAAAGCUUCAACCGUAGCAGCCAUAGUGUGUGCAGCGAAAAAGGCUAUCUAUGAGUUGUGCAAUGUGUCACAAAUGUAAACAUGCAUGCAGCAUAUUGUUCCCGAAGGUAUACCCGUCGCAACCUGAAGCAAAGCAAGUCAAAGCAAUCGCUUUUGUCCUGUUGCAGCUAUUGCACACAAUAAUGUUCUGCAACAUAUCCCAAAAAGCUAGCUCCCAGGCGUACCAGCCACAGCGCGCGAAGUGAAAGAAAGCGCUUUGUACCGUUGGAAAACAGAGCCCACAAGUAGAAAUCAAAGCCAAAGCCUGCGGGUUGUGCAGCAACCUUAUGGUACUAUCUGGAGGCGAGAAAGUACGCGUGCGUUGGGCUCCUGCCACAGGUGUAUCAGGCGCUUGAUUCACGGAAUCCGACAAUUCGGAAUUAAAGGGCAGACAGUGAAUGUUCCCAUCAAUGUUCAACGUACUGUGCAAUCCCUUCCUUGGAACAUCAGUGACAGUCCAGUCAUAAUGGCACACAUUAUGCUCACCAACCCAACUUACGGAUGUUUGGUGAGCAACGGAUGCUCACCAAACCAACUUACAUACAUGGGGUUGUCAAAAAAGAUGACCAACCCUUGCCCUACCAGAAAUUGGGGCUAAGCAGAGCUUGUCCUGUGUGCACCUGACCUUCGUCACGAUUAAGUAACCCACCGGUAAUGGGUAAAAAACAUAACCGUUACACAAAAGGUAUGUAUCAGGGAAGGAAAACUUUCACACAAGGGAAAGGAAGAGGUAACGAAAAGUAGUGUGCAAGGAAAGGUGAGGUGCACCCAGGACAAGCUUUGCUUACCCCCUUUUUCCAGUAGGGAAAGGGUUGGUCAUUUCUUGUCAGGAAUGUUGUGGCAUGCCAAGAUGUGCAUGGCAUUAUUUCAUGAAGUCUCUCACAGCAAAGAAUGAAAAGUUAGAACAUUUGAAAAUGAGAAGAUGCAAAUAAUUGCAUUUCGCCAAUUGAAUCACUUUGGGGACGCACACUAAGGGGCCCUGUAAUUGUCUUUUUUUUCUAUAAUUUAUUUAUUUAAAAAUAAAUAAAUUUUUCUUAUUCACAAAUCUUUUGUGAUAUCAUUGGAUGUUGUAUGCUGUAAUUUGUUUACACUGUUUUCUAAAGGUUCUUCAUUCUUCUCUUUAUAAUUUGUUUUGACUGCAUGCUUAAUUACAUAUGUGCUCGAUAUUCGCACGAGAUUAUCGCGGAGUGGAAUGUGCUUCCACAAUUUUAUCUAAUGUCGAAGCAUAUUCGGAUGCUCUCGCGUGAUAUUAACUUUACAUGUCACGUCAUUUCCUUGCAUCAGCGGCGCAUGCUUUGCAAAUGAUCUUUUUUCUUGUUUUCUUUACUUUUGCUGUUUGCAGUUUGAUCUAUCAAGAUCAAAUAUCAAGUCAUAAUGUCUUGAUAUUUCUCCUCAUUGUUUUUGCCCACCCUUAACAGGAAGUGCUUUCUGUCUUGUAUAGCUUUUGAAUGAGCUUGGGUUUGAUUUUUUUUUUACCCUCUACUAUGCCAAAUCGCACACCUGUACCUCCUGUUGGUUAUUAAUGCGCAAUCAUUAUAUGGCUUGUGAGGCGGAAAAUCCAGCUUUCUUGACAUUGGCAUGACCCUGAUGGUCCAAAAAGUCAAAUGAGCCAAUGAAGGCAGUUGAUGUCAAGACAAAGUUUAUUAAGGCAGGUUUAAUUAAGCUAGAGUUCAUUAAGGUACUUGUACCCUUGACCUUUGGUGGGAGUCCAACCCAUGACCUUUGGUGUUAAUUAAGGCAAAGUUAAAUUAAGCCGACUGAAAGUGCAUAGGCAUUGCAUGGUGGUCGCACUGCUUUCACAUUCAUCCACGUAGGGAUAACUAAGUGCCUCUUGAAUUUCUUUGUUUCACUUUUAACCACUGCAACCUUGGCUGACAAAAGGCAGCAGUAGCAGUAUUGCAGGAUUAAAUAAAUUGAGUGCUCAACCUAUUCCAGGCUGUGCAAUCAAUCGCUUUGUGUUCCGAGUCGUAUCCCCACUCCACAGGCAUGCUUCAUAUGGCUCAGCAAAAAAAGUAUUCGUGAACGAAUACCACUUUAUGUAGCUAAAACCUCUCAUUGUACCCAUAACAAAUAUUGCUCUAAUUCGGCACAAGUACGCGGUGCCAGAAAAUAAAAGAAAGGAAUGGCUAAGCUACGCUGGAAACAUCCGCACUUCGCCAACACGCAGCCGGGCAGCCAAGCACUGUGCCUUAGCAUGAGGACUGCUUGCAGCACCACCGCCACCAUCACUCAGAAACUGUCCUCGCUCCCAUCAGCGGAUGGCAGACUAGCCAAUAUUCUAGGGACCACAGCACUGUUCUCUUAAGCUGAUUACCUGUCCCGGGUCACACCUCCGCCGCUCAACUACGCUGCCACAAUGGCAAGGCCACCCCCGCCAUCAUAUUCCGCCCCACCAUCACUGCAACAGGUUCCCUUGCUUCAGUUCCACCGCAGACACCCCGACGUUUUGUGUAUCAAGUUUUUUUGUGUUGCCAUCCUGUUCUCAUGGUCUUAUCCUCCGGUGGGACUUCCUAUCACGUCAUAGUGCCAUCAUCAAUUGCUCUUGCAUACAAGUGGCCAUUUCAGCACAUGUGACUCACCAUCGGUUGGCGCCAACCUCAGCAUUUGCAAAGUCUUCAUUUAUGCUGAUCUACGUCCAGAGCUGUCAGUGCUUGUGACCCUGUCGUGUGCUGUCAUGCCAGGCUCCAUCGUGGUGUUUAGGCUGUUUGACAUGCUUUCUCACCCAAGGACUUAUUUCUCCCUUUCACCAUCCUCACUGUUAGAUCUUAAUCCUCUUCGAUACCCAUAUCUAAUCUGCACUGGUGUCCAGUGACGAUACUGCACAGUGAGACCUUGGGAUUUGUGCAAAAGCUGUCACGUGUAUUGAAAAUCUUGACAUUCACGAUGGUGCCACCUGUUUGCACCUUGAUGCUAUAACUUCUGUCUCACCAACACCGCCUUCAGCCGUUUUUGACUGCACCAUCGCCGCAGACCUUUUCCCAUCUUAUCGCACCAACCUUAUUACUCUCCUUAAGGAGUUCGUUUCUUCAUUCGAUUGCAACCAACCAUCCUUGGGUCGCACGACAAGCAUCUCUCAUACCAUCGACAUGGUACACGUGCCCCCUCGUGACAGUGUGCAUAUCGCCUUUCCGGAGAAGAGCGCAAAGUUAUCACGGAACAAGUGGAUAGCCCGUUCGACCGCUUCGGCCGUUGGGCACUUCACCUGCAGAAGUAUGACAUUCAUGUCAUAUACCACUCCGUUCAAAGGCAUUCCGAUGCUGACGCAUGCUCCCACUCACCAAUGACACCUGAUGUGGCUUCUCUUUCUGUUCCCUCUACAGCCUCAGACCUGCCUCUACUGGCUGCCAUUGAUAUGCCCUUCGAGCAAGGCCAUGACUCUUUGCUUGCCCUGCUGCUCGACUACCUUGCCGCUCCAUCAGACGUUCCUUCAACGCAGACGCUACGCUGUCAAACAGCCCACUUUGCCAUGCAAGACAACACCCUCUACCCCAAAUUAUAUCGGCAUGUACUUCCAUGUCGACCAUGAAAGUGUCCACACGAGCAUCCUAAAAACCUUCACAAGACUGCAUCAACGAUUAUACUGGCGUGGAAUGUACCGGUUUGUCCAGCAGUAUGUUCAAUCAUGUACCGUCUGUCAACAAAGAAAACUGCUCCACAGUGCGCUCCUGGCGCACUAGAGCUGCUACCAGGUCUUGCUUGACCGUUUGACCGUGUCGGCAUCAACCUCUUUGGCUUGCUUCCAUUCAAUGAAUGUAAACCACUGGAUUAUUGUUGCUGUUGAUCACCUGACGCGCUACACCGGGACCGCAUGCGACAUUGCGAUGUUCAUUCUUUGUGACUUCAUCUUUUGCCACAGUGCUCCUCAAGAAGUUCUCAACAGUAGGGUUUGUGUCUUCUUGUCAGAAGCAAUGCAAUACCUCCUUCAUAAGUGCCAGAUCAUUCCUCGGAAGUAGCGCGUAUCACCCGCAAACAAAUGGUCUCAUGGAGUUGUUCAACCGAACACUCGGCGACAAUUUGAGGAUGUACGUUUCGUCCGACCACACGAAUUGGGACACCAUACUCCCGUUCGUUGUGUUCGCAUAUAACACUUCAAUGCAAACAACCACCGUUUAUCGCCUUUUUUUUUUUUCUUGUAUAAAGAACGCAGGAAGGCACGAGCUACUUCCCUCAUCAAAGCUUACGCCAACACAGCGGGCGUCACCUUCGUCGACGCAGCUGAGUACCAAGAUGGACGGCGCUUUGUGGCGGUUACUACAGCAGGCGGCUUGCUCCGACAUGCUGCCAGCAUCAUUACAAAAAAUGCCGAGACGGCCGAGGAAGUGGCCAUUGCCCUGGCCACUCUUGACCCAUCCUGUCACACCAUACUGAGCGAUUCUCGCGCAGCAGUCAACAACUACAUCAAAGGUCGUAUUUCUCAUCAAUCACUCCGUAUCUUACGACAAGCCCCGCAUUCGUCUGAAAAUCAAAUCACCCUCGUCUGGAUCCCAGCACACGCCGGCGUUGUCCACCCGCACCUCACCAACCUCAACGAGGUUACACACUCCGUAGCACGAGGACUAGUCAACCGUGCCGGAGACGGUGCAGGUGCACCCGCAGGGCGCGACCGCCUUACGAGAUACAACAACCUUGUAAAGUCAUUUUACCUCGCAAGAAGAACCUUCCCCACCCCUCACCGCAAGUUAAACAGGGCACAGGCAACCACCCUUCGCCUGCUACAGACGAAUACAUACCCCUCCCUCACACGCUAUCACACUAUAUACCCCGACAUCUACCCGAGCCAGACGUGCAAGGUCUGUAAAACUAAAUUGGCAACACUCCCCCACAUGCUAUGGGAAUGCAGAGAUCAAUACCAAGAGCUUAAUACCGUGACCCUCUCGUCGAGAUGGCACGCCGCCCUGCGCAGCUCCCAUCUCGACGACCAACUCUGGGCGACCCAGCAGGCCUACGAAGCGGCGAAGAGGCAAGACCUCGACGUCCCAUCGUGGGAGGCCUAGGCCCAGCCGACAGAACUGCUGGUGUUCAUUAAAGUUUACUCUCUCUCUCUCUUGUAUGGAUGUGAGCGCUCGUGACUACUGGGUACUAUCCUGCCCUACCGACCUGACGCCUCUGAGUGCACUACAAUUUCAGAAGCAGCCUGUUACGCUGAAGAUUGCCGCAGCUGGCUCGUUCGCUGGCCAGCGAUAAUCAGCGGUGUCAGAAAAUGUGACAUGACAGUCGUCAGGCCACACCCACCUUCCCUGCCAGCACCCUCAUUUGGAUAUGGAUACCGCCUCACAGCCCCGGCCUUUCUCCUAAACUAUUUGCACGGUGCCAUGGUCCGUACCCUAUCAUCGACACCACCUCACCAGUGAAAUAUAUCGUUGAGCCCGUCACACCAUCACCGGACCUUUGUUGUUGGGGUCACGAGACAGUGCACGUUAGUCACCUCAAGCCAUAUUAUGACCCCGUCACCUUGUCUGCUGCCCGAGUCACCAGGAUGGCGCCGUUUCACUUUCGGGGUCAGUGUUGUCAGUGAACAUUGAAGUGCUGAUGUCAUAUAAAUAAAGGAUUCUUGCAAUACGUAUUGCUCCAUUCUGUCCUUGCUGAGGGGCAAUCAUGAAGAAGUGUGAGAGAAUGCAGAUGGGUGAGUGACCUUAUGCAUGCCCCAACUUGCACACACUUCCCUCUGCAAGAAAAACUUGCCAAGCACUUUAGAGUUCAUACAGUAGGCCAACUGCAUGGCUGUCGAGAGUGGAGACACCACUUUAUCAAGGUCGAACUCGAGGCUGCACUACGGCAACAAUGACAGGCACCAUCACAUAUGUCCAUACUGAGACAAGAGAUUCCCUCGGAUGUUUUGUAUCACCAGAUACAUAGGAGUACUUCUUGUUGGGCUAUAGUUUGUGAGACAUAGUCAUUUGAAGAGCAGUGCAAAUAACCAGAUAUGGAUCUAUAGGCAAAUCUUGGAAAGCCUAAUAAAGCUGUUGGCAGUAGCGCUCAUCAUGUGUGCUUCUUAAUGUGCAUGUUAAUUUGCACCCGUCUUCUAAUAGCCACCAGAUGCACCGUGCUGACCCCUCCCCCACUGGGGUGUAGGCUGCAAAACAAGAAAGAAGGAAGCUUCUAUCUUCUCCUUGGAUAAAUGUUUAUUCUGCCUCCUUCAUAUAAGAAGUUAUCUCACAGUGUCAACAAGAGAAAUCGGCAAGUUGUGCACAACAGUAGCCACUGCACUGUCCGUAUUAUGAGAAAGGGUGUUUCGAUGCAAGCAAUUGGCGAAGGGACGUGCGUGGUUGUCACGGCCACAAGCAGAUGAGAAAUCGUGAUGUAGUGAGCAGUGAAGGGCGCGCAUCUACGAAAGAAGAGGGUGGGUGUCUGCAGCAUUAGGGAGAACCAUGAACAUAACAUGUUCAUGCUGGCAUGGGUCUCAAUGCUAUUUCCCCAGUGCAGCUGUGAAAAGGCAUGCCUUACCCUAGUGUGGAAACAAUAUACGAACCUCCAUUUUAUGAGCACAGCUGUGUUAUGAAGCAAGUUCAAAUAUUUAUCGCUGAUACCAGCGCAUAACGAAUAUCGGCCUAUAUUGAUCGUAUCAGAUAUAAUGAAUGUAUUAGCAGUAACUUCAUCUCGACGAGUUGAUUCAUCUUGAGUAAAACUCGAAGCAUUACAAAGUAGACGAGGACAGGAAUUGAAAGGAAACACAACAAAGUAAACACAGAUGUAUUUGUUCUUGAUUCCUGUCAUCGUAUUCUUUGCGCUGCUUCAAGUUUUACUCAAUGAAUGUAUAUUUUUGUUCUUUUGUCAAAAGUGACUUUGUUCUCGUGAAGUUUAUGCAAUAAGGCACCGACACCCUGGUCGUAUACGGCCACUUCAGGGCUCCCAUGCAGGCUGCAUUGUAGGCGUGCCUCAUGCACAUCAAGGCACCGUAGCUACUGUGUUGCUGAACCACACAUCAGUGUUCACUGCUGCAGCCAUACAAACUUCUACUGAAGCUUCAAAGUGAAGCCGGUGAAAUGUGACAUUGAGACACAAAAAUCACGGAUUACUCAUUAAGAAAAGACAUCCAAGAAAUUUUUCUAUUCGAGAGAAAUAUUCAUUAUGUAGCCCGCAUUUUCAAAUCAUUCAUAAUUGUGUAAAAAUUCACAAAUUAAAGGUACGUCAUUGCAUCAAUUUCGUCCACUUUAGAUUUAUUCUUAGGUGCAGUUUACAGAUUUGUGAUAUUGUUCUUUAUUGCUGAGAAUUGUCACUUAAUUUUGUAUUUUUGACAACUUUUUUUUAAAAAUCCACGGCCUAAAUAAAAACUCUGCUUUCCUUACAAAUUUCAACUUUCUUCUUUUAGAUGUAAGAAACCUAAUACAAAACUGUGCAGUUGUGACCGGUCUAUGAGAAAGAAAUUGUGCAGGAACGAUCGGCGAUGUUUGCUAAUGCAAGCGAAUAGACCGGGUGAACUAGAGCGAGCGAGCGACACUUCCCGCCCCUAUAUUGGUCGCGCGACAGCACGCGUCCUUUCCAUGUCGUGCCUUUCAUAUCGCAAGUCCGACGGUAGUGCGACGGUCCGAUCUCGGACCGCCGCCAACCACGAAAAUGGGCGCAAGAAGCAAAAAAGGCCAUUUCUCCGUUCCGAUGUAUUUAGAGAGGAGCAUCGAGCUAAUUUUUCCCGUUAUAUCUAUAGCUUCGUGUAAUAACGACACUGGUCGCAUUACCCACCACCCGAUUUCAAAAGGGAUAUUCGUAGCAUCCAUCCAUUUGCAGAGUGACGCUCCGCGGCUCCAGACGCUCCGUGCGCGUACCCGCGUUAUCACAAAAUUUCAGCCUGUGCUGUCGGUGCUGCCCUGAAGCAGUAUAAUGAGUUGCCCAGGCCGCCUUAGUUGCCUGUCUUGCUUACCAACAUGCCCCCGCGUAUCGUGAGGACACCAUCCGAGGAGCUCGAGAACAAGUUAAGACGUAAGGAAGCAAGGCGGGCCCGCAUACGAGCCCAGACGGAGGAACAACGUGCUGUUUCGCGUUCAAAGCACGCUGAAUUCCAACGCCGCAGGCGCCAGGACGCGGAACUGCGACAACGCGAGGCCGAGCAAAGGCGACAGCGCCGACAAGACCCCGCAGUUCGCCAACAGGAAGCGGCCAAACAUCGCGCCCGCCGUGAGGAUGCGGCAGUGCGGGAACGCGAGGCUGAGGCAAGGCGACAACGCCGACUAAACCCCGCAGUUCGGCAGCAGGAGGCGGACGCACAUCGCGCCCGCCGUGAGGAUGCCGCAGUGCGCGAACCCGAGGCCGAGGCAAGGCGGCAACGCCGACAAGACCCCGCAGUUCGGCAGCAGGAAGCGGUCGAACAUCGUGUACGGCGUGAGGAUGCGGCAGUACGGGAGCACGAAGCCGAGGCAAACCGACAGCGGUGCUUGGCGCGGCACACAGCACAAUUCGGACGACAGGUCAUCAAUAACCCGUUCCAAUAUGCGUGCGACGUUUGCGAACGUCCUGGUCCUAAAGAAGACUUUUCGCCUAUCCGCGUUCCUCACGUGCCUCUACUCGCUGCCGCGUUUGCAACCGAAGACGUGCCUUCUUUUAUGCUAUGCUCCGCGUGCCACAGUGCACUGCAAAUGGGUACAAUACCUGUACUUUCUCGAAGUGGCAGUUACACAUGUCCAGCCAAUCGCGCAGGGUUUUUUGAAGGCAACUUCGUGUGCAGGACUGGUGAUAAAAACUUGCAGAGACCUUUGCACAGCCUUGCCAAAGAACUCUACUCCAACGAAAAGGCUCAAGAAGGCAAGGUUGACUGUUGCUUGCAGACAGAUGGCACUGGAAAGAUUGACUGUUUUGUGCAGACUGAAGAUGCCGUAAAGAGUGCUUCUGAAAUGCCAACAGAGAAAUGCAUGAAGGUUGUUGCAGUGCAAACUGAAGAAUGUCCAGAACUGCAGUUCUACGAGCCUACCUGUGAAGCUACUCAGUACGAGAGUGAAUGUCCAUCUGCUGUGGAAACAGAGAGCGAAGAUUGGCUCUAACGACAAACAAGGGCACACAUACUAAUCACAAGGAAAGCAUCCUAUGCAGAGCCAUGUCGCCAAUCACGAGAGGGCCUACACUGACUAGUGGCCUUCAUAUGUGACAUCUUCCUCAAGUGCUUUAAUACGAAGAAAGUUCUCAGUGCGCAACUGAGAGAGUCUACACAAGAGAAAAGCCUCAUGAGUGUCCGGUCUGUGGCAAGCGCUUUGCUGAAGCAACGACAUUGCAUGUUGUUAUAAAUUGCAAAUAAGCAGUGGCGAAGGCUGUUAUGUGUGCCUGCCAUGUGGCAGGAAGAACAUGAGUGAAUAAUUUAUGACCAGCUUGUUAAUAUAUGGUAGAAUCAAGAAAAUGAUUGGAAAAAAAAACAGCAUUAAGAUCAAGGCACAGAAUGAGAAGGCAGGUGGUGUAUGCUAAACUUCAGUUUAACAUAUAAAUAAGCAAAUGCAAAGAUAGACACGAAAUAGAAAUCAGACAACCUUGAGUUAUCUUGGCCAACAACAAUACCACAUCAACUAUAAUGGGUGUGUACCUAUGUUACUGCUGCUUCAAGAAAUGGUUCUGUAUUGUGAAGGUUUUGGGUGGUGAAAUUGUUCUAUCACAAGUCUUAAUUGCAGAGUGAUUUAUGCUUAUGCAUGUGUCUGCUUGUUAUCUUGUCAAGUGCUAGUGGUGAUAUUUUGGAAUUUUCCAUGAAUGAUAAAAGUAUUGUUAUUAAAGGGGGAUAUUACAA